AUCCCUCCAGGCCGCUUGAAGUGCCUGUCAAGCUGCUGCAUGAUGUUUCUUCUUCCCUCCACUGCGCCGCGUUCGGUGUCUUCGAACGUGUGCAACGAUCUCAACGACUGCCGACGGCUCUUUGACAUCGUCUGGGGCUGCCUGAUAACGAUCUUCCUCUGCAUAUGGGUCUCAGUCCACCCCAAUGUGCCCCCACCCUCCCUACACCAUCCAGAGAAGGACACAAGCCUUUGGUCCCGCACUCGGUGGCGUCUAUUCGACGCAAGUGAGCCUUUAGUGCGACGGAUGAAGCUUAUGGCUGUCGCGCUCAUCGCCCCGGAGCUCAUCAUUGGUUUUGCGAGCAGGCAACUCCUUAUGGCGCGGAGAUUCUCUCGAAUGAACGGUGUAUCGCUGGCGCACGGCUUCUUUUUCGUCAUGGGCGGCUUCGUUGACGUCGAUGGCCAUCCAAUUGUGACGGAGAACCAGCUCAAUCUGCCUGGAGUGCUGGAAGCAAUUUGUGCUGUCCCAGAGUCCGCCAUCAGGGACAAAAGCAAGGGUGACAUAUUCUCCAAGGGUAUUGCCUUUUGCCAGGGGCUGUGGUUCAUCGUGCAGUGUCUUGCCCGCGGCGUACAACACCUGCCACUUACGGAGCUCGAGGUCGCGACGCUUGCGUUCGCCACGAUCAAUGCACUGACGUGGCUACUGUGGGUAGACAAGCCGCUCGAUGUGCAAGACCCUCUCACUAUCCAACUACGGACUUCUCCAGAAGCCGACUCAGACUCAAUGUUUAGUCCCAAUCCUCAAGCCCCCGCGCGCCAUGUCUACCCCGCUUCUAUCCCUUGGCAAAAACGAUUUGAGGCGCCCAUCUCGAACAUCUAUCAGGUUCCCAGUCACUACAAUCCGCUUACCAACACAUUCGUGCCUACGUUCUGGUGCGCAGACCCCAGAGACAGUGGCACGCAGAGCCUGAACACAGCAUGGAGCCUGACAUUUGUCGGGCAGCUUCUCUGUGGCGCUGUCUUCGGCGCAAUCCACUGCGCCUCGUGGUCAACAACCUUUCCAUCCGUUGCCGAGAUGUGGUUAUGGCGCGCCUCCACAAUCAUCAUCAUCGCAAUGCCGCUCGCGCUAUUGCUUGUCACCGUCGGCGCAAAUGUGAUCGAGGUCUUGCCAGACAGUGCAGCCAAUGUGUUGCUCCUGAUCAUUAGUAUGCUCUAUUGCAUUGCGCGGGGAUUACUUUUAGGGUUACCACUAUCAACCUUGCGAGAAUUACCGGCGGGGGCUUUUUGCGGAUAUCAACUGGAGUUUAUAUAUUCCGCAUCUGUAGUGAAAAUGAAAUAA
Mycena indigotica is the source of this 1317-nucleotide messenger RNA. RefSeq lists its product as uncharacterized. Lineage: Eukaryota; Fungi; Basidiomycota; Agaricomycetes; Agaricales; Mycenaceae. Bases 40 to 1317 code for a protein of 425 amino acids. The transcript is spliced from 2 exons. The record is from RefSeq and is a predicted model, not a curated record.